CGCCAUUCCCGUUCCCGGGCCGUGCCGCGGUGCUCGCCGGGACGGGGCGGGGCGGCGGCGGCGGGCGCGGAGGCCCAGGAUGGCGGAGAGACCCGAGGACCUGAACCUGCCCAACGCCGUCAUCACCCGCAUCAUCAAGGAGGCGCUCCCUGAUGGAGUCAAUAUUUCCAAAGAAGCCCGGAGCGCGAUAUCCCGAGCAGCAAGUGUGUUUGUGCUGUAUGCAACAUCCUGUGCAAAUAACUUUGCCAUGAAGGGGAAGAGGAAAACGCUGAAUGCUGGUGACGUGCUCUCUGCCAUGGAGGAGAUGGAGUUCCAGAGGUUCAUGGUCCCUCUGAAGGAGUCCCUGGAAGUUUACAGGCGUGAGCAGAAGGGAAAGAAGGAAGCCAGGAAAGAUAAAGACAAGAAGGCAGACUCAGAGGAGCAGGACAAAAGCCGAGAGGAAGACAAUGAUGACGACGAUGAAAGGAUGGAGGAGGAAGAGCAGAACGACGAGGAAGAGGUGGACAACUGAGCUGGCUGAGAGGGGCUGGGCUGUGUGCAGAGGGAUAUAAACACUGUAAAUCAACCUUGCUGUGUCCCCUCUUGUUUCCCUUAGAGCUUUGUGCUGUCCCUCUGCAGCCUGUCCCUUUUGGGCUUUAAUUUGGACAUAAAGGACUUGUGCUGAAGCUUUUUCCAUGGCAGGGCAGCUCCUCCUGGUGCCUGGGGGGCUUGGCCCUCUCCCUCUUCUGGGCAGACCUUUGAUGCUGGGCUGGCUCUGAAAUAGAGGAAAAAAGAGCUGGCAGGUGCUCAGUGCAGGAGCUGAGCAGGAGAACAUGGGAACUCUUGAAUAUCAGGGGCUGAGCCCAACAGACCAUUAACCCCCUGGGGUGUAGAACCCAGGUGAUGAUGUCAGGAGGCUUGGAAGCUGGACAUUUAAGCUUUGAUCCAAGGAACUCCCAAGUUUUUUCCCUGUGUUUCCUUGCAUCCUGGCUGUGCCUUCUCUCCCUGCUGUGCUGUGACAGUGCCUCUGUCCUUCAGCCUGAGCAGCACUACAGGGGCCAUGAGUCCACUCACUGAUCACCCAAACCACCCUAAAUCCAAAAACUUCACAGCACUGGAAGUGUGAACAGAACACUGAAAGCGUCUUUAGAGCCCUGAGAGACCAAGAGGAAAUUAAUUUAACAUCUGAAGCAAAAUGAAGGGCUAAAAUGAGUGUCAGGGGUACAAAGAGGUGGCUUUGUGCAGUGCUGGGUGUGGUGGUCUCACCUGUCCCUGCUCUGAGGAGCUGCAGCUCCUGCAGGAAGUUUAAAUGUGGCAGAACAGAGUGGUGGAUUGUGGUGCCUUGUUUUUGUUUUCUUUUUUUAAUUUUCCCAAUUGGAAUGGACUAAUUCCAUCCAAGGUCCCUCUGUAGCCUUUGCCAGUCAUUCCAGGGACAUGGAUCCCCCCUGGUGCAAUGGGCAGGACGUGCCCACCCAGGAGGCUCAACCUCAGGCCUCUGGUUUCCAAAAAAGGCUCCUGCAGGAAAAGAAGGUUGAAAUAAGCUGUUGGUAUCUCUUGUGCCUGUGCAGGUUUGUGCUUUUCCACUUGGACUGUUAGUUUUGGUGCCUUUCCUUUCUCUCUCUGAGAAGGUACCUAUAGAGGAAGCUCCUUUCAGGGGAAAAUGCUUUAUUUGACUUUUUGAAGACUAAUACAUCUAAUGUUUGAACUUAACAGAUGGGUGAAGGAAACCUGAGGAAAGCUUUAGGUGCAUCUAAGUAGAAACCACGAGUUUUGCUGAUGAGCAGUUUUAAAAUAGCACUUGUGGGGACUCAUUGAUCCUUUCCACCAAAAGAAAUUGCUGCAGAGCCACCCACAAGAGCCAACCCUGCCUUCCUGCUUUUCUGGCACACUGGAUUUUCACACACACAAGGCCAGCUCCUGAAAAAGAACUGAAUCAACACAGAUUUUCUGCUGUCUAGUUUCUGCUGGCCUGCAGUCAGCACAUGGAAAGCCUGAGCCUGAAUGUCUUCCCAAACAUCUCUGAUAAACACCUGCCUUCCAGCUCUUUUUCUUUCUUUUUUUUCUCUUCAGUACAUAUCUGGGGUGCAUAUUCUGGAAGGGAAUGAUGCCUAAAUAAAAGCCAGAUUUUUUUUU
Molecule: messenger RNA, 2112 nt
Organism: Pseudopipra pipra
Lineage: Eukaryota; Metazoa; Chordata; Aves; Passeriformes; Pipridae
Gene: POLE3
Product: DNA polymerase epsilon 3, accessory subunit
Exons: 5
Coding region: 80-511 (143 amino acids)
Biological process (GO): DNA damage response; heterochromatin formation; leading strand elongation
Cellular component (GO): CHRAC; epsilon DNA polymerase complex
Molecular function (GO): chromatin DNA binding; protein heterodimerization activity
Source: RefSeq, a predicted model, not a curated record